AUGGGAAAACCAGCGAACAAGAGUAAUAAAGUGUAUGGCAUUAGACAAACCAUAGCCAGAAAGAAGCUUCGAGAAGAAAUCAUGAAUGAUGAAGGUUUUUGGAAAAAUUGUUUGCAGAAAUUUACAAAAAUGAAAGCCUACAAGAUAAAAGGAAUCUUAAUUAGGUAUUGUCAAAAGAAUAGUAUUAAAUUGGAUCCAGAAUUUGCCAGGGGGCACAAGGAGUCAUUAUAUUGGUUUUAUAAAUAUGGCAAAAUUGAGGAAUUCGAACGUGUGAAGGAAAUGGCAGAAAUUGUAUCAGGAGCUGAAUGUAAAUACAUCAAAUUUACCGGGGAGCUUAGUGAUGACACUGAUCCUGUUGAUGGAUUUAUAAUCAACAACAAUGGCGUAAUUCAGAAACUCUGUAAGGGCAGGUCGAAGAAACGUGAUUUAAGUAAAUAUGAUGAGGAAAAAAAUCCUUCUGAAUCAGGUGAUUUGAAACCAAGCUCUGCUCAAAUGAGUGACUGGUCUGACGAGAACCUCGUUCAACUCGAUUUUUUGGGUGAUAAUUUUUAUUAUCAGUAUGAAACACCAAUUGAAUAUGAUUUGAAUAUUCAAUUAGAAACUUUCUGA
Messenger RNA from Trichomonas vaginalis G3, 609 nucleotides. RefSeq lists its product as uncharacterized. The coding region runs from base 1 to 609 and encodes 202 amino acids. The transcript has a single exon. NCBI's taxonomy places the organism in Eukaryota, Parabasalia, Trichomonadida, Trichomonadidae. The record is from RefSeq and is a predicted model, not a curated record.